Messenger RNA from Microsporum canis CBS 113480, 372 nucleotides. RefSeq lists its product as uncharacterized. NCBI's taxonomy places the organism in Eukaryota, Fungi, Ascomycota, Eurotiomycetes, Onygenales, Arthrodermataceae. The transcript has a single exon. The record is from RefSeq and is a predicted model, not a curated record. Bases 1 to 372 code for a protein of 123 amino acids.
AUGGUUGAGGCUGGCUUGCUGUAUCCGAUUCCCGGGGUCAGCAAGCUCCACAGCCGCCGUGGACUUGAUAUCAAGAUUCAGAAGAAAACCAGAUCUUCCGGCUGGACAGUCCUAGCGCUGGUGAGCACGGUGAACGGGAUUUGCAAUUCUCUCAUACCUCCCACAUGGCUAGUUGUAUACCCGGUAUUGCUUCUCGCCGCCAGACUUGCUCCGAGAAACAUGACCAUAUCCUCUGGCAAAGUUGCCACCUCGAAGAAGCGAGACUGCGGGACCCUUGCUGGUCAUUUCUGUACUAUGCAGGCUAUCAUCAUGGCGCUGCAGCAACGUGUCUGGGAAUAUUUCUUUUGGACAGUCGAUAUUUGGGUCCCUUGA